This is a messenger RNA of Camarhynchus parvulus, 1806 nucleotides long. It is a transcript of the gene SERTM1, whose product is annotated as serine rich and transmembrane domain containing 1. The transcript has 3 exons. NCBI's taxonomy places the organism in Eukaryota, Metazoa, Chordata, Aves, Passeriformes, Thraupidae. Gene Ontology annotation, cellular component: intracellular membrane-bounded organelle. Bases 804 to 1127 code for a protein of 107 amino acids. The record is from RefSeq and is a predicted model, not a curated record.
GGGGCCGGGGCUGGAGCCGCGCCGGGGAGCGGGGAGCGAGGAGCGGAGCGCGGAGCUGCCCCAGUGGGGCGGCAAGGGGCCGCGCUGCCGCUUGCGCCCGAGCCGGAGCAUCCCGAGCCGGAGCAUCCCGGCGGCGUCAGCCGUCUGCUUUUCGAGGGAGGUCGGCACUCCAGGUGCGGGGUGUUUUUUCCUGCCCCUGCCCUCACCCGGUGCGCGUUGUUCGUGCUCUCGGUGCCAGCGGAGCCUCGGCGAGCCCGGCUGCCCGACUGCCCGGCGCUGUUGCUCGCACGUUCCCGCAGCGCCGGGGCCUCUCGCUCCCGCUGUCCGGCGCCGAGGGUGCCGCGCCGGCUGAGGCGGGUCCCGGCGGGUCCCCGGCGGGGUUGGGAGGUUGCUGUGCGCCCUGGAACAGCUCCCGCCGCGCCUCGCCCGUGCUGCUGCUCCGAGGGAGCAUCUUUAGCGGUUUGCCUGUCCUGUGCUGUAACCAAGGGCAUUUGAUGUUCGUAAGUGUUUAACCGAGGGGCUUUUCUCAGCAUGCAGUCCCUUUGGAUUUGGGCGUGAUCACCAACCACUUCCUCUGCAUUGGACAUUUAGCUUCUAUUUCCAUAUCUUCUUCCUGCUCUUCUGAAGGAUGAAAUCUUAAAUUGUCCUGGACUUGAGCAGUAAAGGAUAAAUUCAUUCACUGGCUGACUUGUCAUCUCACCGUUGUGAUGGAAAAAUGUUCGCUUAAAAUAAACCCUUUUUAUGCCACUAAAACUGCCUUCGAAUACAAGAUCUGUUGUGAUUUUUAAAACACAAACCCAGUAAUGUCAGAACCUGACCCUUCAUCUGGAUUUGUGGGAAACAUGGAAAAUGGGACUUUUCUGGAACUGUAUCCCACAUCCCUUUCAACUUCAGUGGAUUCAUCGCCUGGCCGUUUAUCCAACGUCUAUGUCUAUGUUUCUAUAUUCCUUAGUCUCUUAGCUUUUCUCCUUUUGCUACUGAUCAUUGCACUUCAGAGGCUGAAAAACAUCAUUUCUUCCAGUUCCUCCUACCCUGAGUACAAUAGUGAUGCUGGAAGUUCGUUCACUAAUUUAGAGGUUUGCAGUAUUUCUUCCCAGCGCUCUGCUCUCUCAAACCUUUCUUCAUGAAAACAAAUGAAAGGAAACACACAGGGAAUGGAAGAGCUUUGUCUGGUUUCUUGGGGAGUUAGUGCAUGUAACAUUUGAACAUUUGCCUUAGAAGACUAUUAUCAAGAGGUGUUUUUAAAAGUUUCCUUGUUUUUUUCCCCUCUUCUUUUCGAGUUUUCAUUUCCCCUUUAACUAAUUUUAAUUUUGUACAAUGGAUAAUGAAUGAUACCUGAUCAUCAUUUCUUGCCUGUAACAGUGAUGCUGUCUCUUUCUCACGCAUAGACGGUGUUCAUUAAGAGUAUUCCUGCCAAAUAGUAACACACUUCUAACUGGAUGUGUUAUUUUUCUGCUUUAAUUGUGACCCCUUCCCUGGUCUUGUGUCAGCAAUAUGCUGACUGUUUUUCUUUUCCUUUUUUUAAUUAUAUAAAGAAUUCUGGAUGAAAUCUCUAUUGCAAAAGUACAAAAAAACUGCUUAAAUGAUAAAUACUGAGACAAUUUACAGUUGUUGAUAUUGUUUCCUUUUUUUUUUUUAGUUUUCACAUAUUUUUCAGUGUUUAUUGAUGUUUAUAAAACACAACUAAUUCUCGAAGAAUGUUGCAUUUGUUUAUUGUACUCCAAACUCGUUCUGUAUAAAGUCUGUAUUUCAGUUUUUGAGUCUCUUUGGUUAACUUAGUAAAGCAACCACAAUAAUGAUGCUCAC